GACAAAACCCCCACCGGUCGAUGCGGUUCUCACUCUCAGGGUGAGGGAGAGCGACGGAAGUCAGAUAGCGAGCGAGAGAGGUAGCAUUUAGCAGUGUGUGUGAGACACAUUCUUGGAGAGAGACACAGAGGAAUUGAAAUUUGAAACUGAGAUUUCGAUUGGUUUUGGAAGUAUCUGUUUUUCAGACCCAUUAUGUCUCUUAAUCUCUGGAUUUCUGCUCUUACAACAACUGCUACUACUGCCAUUUCCUACUGGUGAGUGCCAAAAAUGAGAGACUUGAGUACAUAAGUUGCUCAUAUUUCUGUUGUGUUAAUCUUGAUUUCUUGGGGAUUAUUUCGAAGAGGCAAGAUGAGUUCCAGAAUACCAUCUCAUCAGCUUAGCAAUGGCCUUUAUGUAUCAGGGAGGCCUGAGCAGCCUAAGGAGAGAACUCCAACAAUGAGCUCGGUAGCCAUGCCCUAUACUGGUGGAGAUAUUAAGAAAUCAGGAGAGCUAGGUAAGAUGUUUGAUAUUCCUAUGGAUGGCUCCAAGUCCAAGAAGUCAGGACCUAUUACUGGUGGCUCCUUGAGGUCUGGAUCUUUCGGAGGUGUUGCAUCUCAUUCUGGACCUAUCAUGCCUAAUCCUACAGCUCGCACCAUGUACACCACUUCAGGUUCUUUACCUUCUCAAGGCCUUUCUGGUUCAGCUUCACUAAAAAAAUCAAAUUCUGGACCUUUGAGCAAGCAUGGGGAACCUGUAAAGAAGUUGUCCGGUCCACAGUCUGGUGGAGUAACGCCUACUGGUCGUCAAAACUCUGGGCCUCUUCCACCCGUACUACCUGCAACAGGUCUUAUCACAUCGGGACCCAUUUCUUCAGGCCCUCUAAAUUCUUCUGGAGCUCCACGGAAGGUUUCUGGUCCUUUAGAAUCAAUGGGAUCCAUGAAAUUACAGGGUUCUGCAAGUGCUGCUCAUAGUCACGCUGUGACUACUCUUACUCAUGAUGAUGAUUAUUCGUUUGCAAAGAACUUCCCAAAGAUAGUAUUAUGGUCAUUAAUUCUUCUAUUUGUGAUGGGCUUUAUUGCUGGGGGCUUUAUUCUUGGAGCUGUCCAUAAUGCAAUCCUCCUUAUUGUGGUUGUGGUUCUUUUUUGUGCUGUUUGUACACUUUUCAUUUGGAAUACUUACUGGGGAAGAAGAGCAAUUAUGGGUUUCAUUGCUCGCUAUCCAGAUUCCGAACUUAGAACUGCAAAAAAUGGACAAUUUGUGAAGGUCUCUGGGGUGGUUACCUGCGGUAACAUGCCCCUUGAGUCGUCCUUCCAAAAAGUUCCAAGAUGUGUAUAUACAUCAACAAGUUUGUAUGAGUAUCGUGGGUGGAGUUCCAAAGCUGCCAAUCCUACACAUCGGCGUUUUACUUGGGGGCUCAGAUCACUAGAAAGACAUGUGGUUGACUUCUACAUCUCUGAUUUUCAAUCUGGACUAAGAGCAUUGGUUAAGACUGGUUAUGGAGCUAGGGUGACUCCUUAUGUUGAUGAUCCAAUUGUUAUUGAUGUUAAUCCAGUAAACGAAGAAUUAUCUCCAGACUUGGUCAGGUGGUUAGGAGAAAGAAAUCUUUCAAGUGAUGGUCGACUAAUGCGUUUAAGUGAAGGGUAUAUCAAGGAGGGAAGUACUGUUAGUGUAAUGGGAGUUGUUCAGAGAAACGAAAAUGUGCUAAUGAUCGUCCCGCCACCUGAUCCAAUUGCAAGUGGGUGUGAAUGGAGCAAAUGUAUUUUUCCAGCUAGUAUCGAAGGUAUUGUUUUGCAAUGCGAAGACACGUCAAAGAACGAUGUCAUACCUGUUUAGUAUCACGAACUCGUUUGACUCACUGAGAAUCUUCUUUCUUCAUUUAAUAUUGCUUUGGUGGUGGUAGAGGUAGGUAGGUUAGGACUGACGAAUUGACAAGAGAUUGCAGUUGGGGAUGGGCUGGUGUUGUUUUUAGUUUUGGUGUAUAGUGUUGGAGGGGUUUCUUUUCCAUGUUUUUGGUGUUGGGAAAGGGUGAGAAGGCUUCCUGUAAUAGGGAAUGGGUUGGGUGCUGUGGAGAAUUCAACUAGUUUAAGAAGAUUGACUAUUUAAUGUUAAAUAGAAUGGAAGUGUUAUGUGUUUUCUGUUGUU
Momordica charantia (bitter melon) is the source of this 2121-nucleotide messenger RNA. RefSeq names its product protein SHOU4. The record is from RefSeq and is a predicted model, not a curated record. Lineage: Eukaryota; Viridiplantae; Streptophyta; Magnoliopsida; Cucurbitales; Cucurbitaceae.